AUGUGGACUGCCGAGGCGAGUUGAGUACUCGAAUAUUGAAUCCCUAACUCGGUACAAAAUAAAACUCAGAACCAAGCUCCUAGCUCUGGGCCUCUGCGUGACAAUGGAGCCAGAAAUUCAGCUGAAAAUUCAGGAAGCAGUAUUCGACAUACUAAAGAAAGCUGACAUGGACGAGAUGACUGAGUUCAAGGUCCGUGUCGCGGCUUCGGAGAGACUCGGUUUCGACCUAUCUGAUAUCCACUGCAAGAGAUUCAUCAGAGGCUUGGUUGAAUCCUUUUUGCUCUCUACAAUGGAGGUAGGUGCCGAGGACGGUAAAGAGGCUGAUGCCAUGGAUGGAGUUCAAGUGAAAACCCGAGAAAUGGCGCGAGAAGGACAGGAGGCAAUGCAUGAGAAGGAAUUUGAUGGCAUGGGAAAUCACAUUAUUUGUAAGCUAUCGAAGAAAAGGAACGUGGUGAUUCAGGACUUUAAAGGGAAAUCUUCAGUAUGGAUCAGGGAAUUUUAUCAUAAAGAUGGAAGACAGGUUCCUACUAAUAAAGGAAUUAGCUUGACACCUGAACAAUGGUCAGCCUUUAGGAAGAGUGUCCCUUUAAUAGAAGAAGCCAUUAUAAAGAUGACAUCCAAUUUAAGGCAAAUCUCUAACACGGCGACUUCCUCUACUCGCAGACUUAAUGGAGAAGCCUCUAAUUUGGCAACUGCUUCUAUGCCGCAUAAUGAACAGGUCUCUACAUCAGUGACUAAUUCUACUCCUAAUGAACAUAAUGGCCAAGUUACUGAUUCAGUGAUUGCAUCUUCUCUUCGUGAAUUUAUUCCUUUUGACAUCAAUCGUUUUGAUGGGAAGAAUUAUCAGUUCUGGGCACCCCAUAUGGAAUUGUUCCUAAAUAAAUUGAAGAUUGCAUAUGUCCUCACUGAUCCAUGCCCUACUGUUGCUAUAAGACCAGAAGCAAGUGCUGAAGAAAUUGCUCAAGCCAAAGCUGCUGAGAAGAAGUGGUUUAAUGAUGAUCAUCUGUGUCGCCACAACAUCUUGUCUUCUCUAUCUGAUGCUCUUUAUUAUCAAUAUUCAAAGAAGACUAAGAGUGCCAGAGAACUUUGGGAAGAACUAAAAUUAGUUUAUCUUUAUGAGGAGUUUGGAAAGAAGAGAUCUCAGGUUAGAAAUUACAUUGAAUUUCAGAUAGUAGAUGAAAGACCAGUUCUGGACCAAGUUCAAGAACUUAAUAACAUUGCAGAUUCUAUUGUUGCUUCUGGAAUGUUUUUUGAUGAGAAGUUUCAUGUUAGUGCCAUUAUUUCCAAGCUUCCCCCAUCAUGGAAAGGCUUCUGCAUCAAGUUAAUGUGUGAGGAAUAUCUGCCUUUUCGGAUGUUGAUGGACCAUGUAAGGAUGGAGGAAGAGUCUCGCAACCAAGAAAAGCAACUGGAGUCUUCCAAUUCUGCAUGCUUUAAUCAUGCUAAGAAUCUAGGACCAAGGAUGAAAGAUAUGAAGAAGCCAAGAAUGAAUGGGAAGAGACUAGAAACAGAGAGAGAUAACAAGGCCUUGGUCUGCCACUUUUGUGAGAAAAGGGGGCAUAUUUCUAAGCACUGUCGAAACAGGAAGUUUGAGAAGGAAGCUAAUGAGAAGCUUGACGAAGAGAAAUUGUAGGAGCCUGCAGUUACAGAAGUGAAGACGGAGCACUGUUGAGUAGCCCAUCAAUGUGGUUAAUGCCUGUUUUAAUUUGUAGCAUGGAAAUGCUUUUUCUGUUUUUGCUUAUUUGGUGGGUUCAGACUUCAGAGGAAGAUUCAGGAUAAAUGCUUUACUGGACACUUAACUAAGGUUUUGAGGGCUAUUCCUCUUGUGAGUCCUGCACUAGUUUGUAAAGAAGUUCCAGCUGUUUUUAGCUAUUCUUUGCGAAAGCCAAUGGCUAUUGUACAAUAUUAGAACCAACCCAAGGUCAACGGGAUUAUACGGUAUUUAUAGUUUCCAUUGCGCUUUUGCGCUGACUAUUGACCCCUUAACAUAGAUUUUCUCCUGUUACUUAA
Messenger RNA from Hevea brasiliensis (rubber tree), 2007 nucleotides. RefSeq lists its product as uncharacterized. Gene Ontology annotation, biological process: regulation of DNA-templated transcription. Bases 104 to 1630 code for a protein of 508 amino acids. Gene Ontology annotation, molecular function: DNA binding. Lineage: Eukaryota; Viridiplantae; Streptophyta; Magnoliopsida; Malpighiales; Euphorbiaceae. The record is from RefSeq and is a predicted model, not a curated record. The transcript has 4 exons.